UUGUUGGGAGUUUAGACAAGCGGAGGGAGCAAAAUGGCGGACGAAGAUAUUACGCUUGAUGGAAAACCUCUACAAUCGCUCCGAGUCGCGGAUUUAAAAGCCGCCCUGGAGCAAAGAAACCUCCCAAAGAGCGGGCAGAAAAACACACUCAUUAAACGACUGAAAGGGGCUCUGAUGCUGGAAAAUCUUCAGAAGUCAUCUUCCUCUCACAGUGGGUUGCAGCCCAACUCACAGAUAGGUGAGGAGAUGAGCCAGAAUAGCUUCAUAAAACAGUACCUGGCCAAGCAGCAGGAGCUCCUCCGUCAGAGGCUGGAGAGAGAAGCCCAGCAAGAUGAAGAGGCAGAUGAGAGCCCAGCAGUGCCGGAGGAGGAUGACGACCACUCAGAGGACAAUGACAGCUCUUCCUAUGUCUCUGACAAACAUCGCUCCAUACCCACCCAGCCCUCAAUGACCAGGGCAGAGGAGAAAGGAGGGCAUUCAGUUGUGGGUCAUGGGUUGAUGGCAUGCGGCCCUGAUAUGGGCCCCGGUCCUACCCUCCACCCGCAGGAGUCCCUUGAGGCUCCAGCAGCUAGAAUGCAGCGAGCCACCUUUCAUCAGGGACAUAAGGAGCCACCAGCUCCCUCUCCUCCCCGCGCUGUAGCCUCUCUGUCAGUGCGCGUCCUGGGCCAGCCUGACCGCCAGGGGCUGCCCCCUGCUGUAUCCCGAGCCCAGGAGAAAGAGGGCACCGCACCGAGUGAACCAGGAUCAGCUCAUCCUGUCCUACACCUUAGCCGAUCUGCCGGGGUCUCAGCAGGAAGACACGACCACGAGGACAAUGAUGAAGAUGACAGCAGUGAUGAUGAAAGCGAGGAUGACGAGGACUGGGGGCCCGGUCCUGGUGGAGCACGUAGGGGCAACAGAGCACCUCCGCAGCCGCAGCAGAUGCCCCCCAGUGUCCCAUCAACAGUUGCAAGAUCCAAACGCAAGCUUCAGCCUCCGCAGCACAUCCCACCACCACAGGCUCAACACACCCCAAUGCAACUGCGCCACCCUACUCCUCCUCCCUCUCCACCCCCUGACCUAUUUCCACUUCCAGAUACUCCCAAGCAGAGUCCACCAGACCCAGACGACCAGGAGGGAGAAGGCCCUGGGGCUGCUCGUGGUCCAAGGGUUGCGCCUUUCCCACCUUCCACCUUGCAGAGGCAAGACUCUGACUCCAGCUCUCGUUCCAGCAGUCCUGAGCCCCUUAUGAAGCGCAGGCCAGGGCCUCUUUCUCUGCUUGUACACAAGAUGGAGUCAGAGGGGGCUUUCCGUGCAGGGGAGGCCACCUCAGCUGCAGAUAUGUCAGGAGAGAAGGCACGCUCCACUGCUGCUGGGUCUUCCAGUUCCAGUGAAUCUCCACUGCAAAAAUUGGAGAAAAAGAGGCUACAGGAGAACAGAGAGAUGGAGGAAGAGCGGCGACUGAAGGAAGAAAAGGAGAGAGAACAACAACAGGAGCAGGAGAGAGAAAGAAGGAAGAUACAAGAACAGGAGAGAGAGAAGAAACGUUUGGAAGAAGAGAAGGAAAAGGAGAGGAAACGACUGGAAGAAGAGGAGAAACUGCGUCAGAAAGAAGAGCGAGAAAAAGAGAGAAAACGUCAGGAAGAGGAGAAAGAGAGAAAACGCCAGGAAGAGGAGAAGAGAAAAGAGGAGAAACUGCAAAAGGAGAAGUAUAAAAGAGAGGAGAUAGCCAGCAAAGGCAGGGUGUCUGUCACUGAGCCCCAAGAUUCAGGUUCCUCAUCAGAUUCUGACUCCAAAUCAGACUCCUCUUCACACUCACCACAAUCCUCCUCUUCCUCUGGGGAUAAAACCCGUCCUGCCAGGCAGCUGAAGAAGGCAGACCAAGGACGAGAAGCAGAGGAUGAGAAAAAGACUAACCUGAGUAAAGGUGAUGAGAAACGAUACCUUUCAAAAAGGGAGGUGUCGGAGCCCAGCACUGCCGCCGUGACCGAGGUGGAACCAGACACGGAGAGCUCCAUGGCCCAGCAGCCACCCUCUGGGGCUGAGCCAGAGAACAGUGAGGGCCGCCUGGAGGAGAGCACCACUCCUAAGGCUUUUGCUGCUCGCAAGAUAUCCCUGACGAGUAGUAAGAUGUCCCCAGCCACCACAGAUGGAGGUGCAGGAGAGGCUGAGACAGGAACUGCAGCAGGGAGGAAGAGGCGAUGGGGAUCCAGCACAUCAGUCACUGCCAAGAAACCGUCCAUCAGUAUCACCACUGACUCACUGAAGUCUUUGAUCCCAGACAUCAAAGUGAACCAGGAGGCGGUGGUGGAGCUGCACCCAGAGGAGCUGCAACUCUCCGGGGACGAGGAGAGCCUGGACGCCAGCCGGGGUGACCAGGACAAAGGCCUCAAGAUCAGACGCACCGUCACACAGGUCGUCCCGGGUGACAGCCAGGAAAAUGGACAGACAAAUGAAGAGGAAGAGGUGGAGAAAACUGAGAAAGAAAAACAACGCAGGACUUCCAGAGACAAAAGGAAGAACAGUGUUUCUGAGGAUGCCUCGGAAACACAGACAUCUGUCAAGCUCGAAGGGGAGGCAAAGAAAGUUACCCCCAGUGACAGUCUUGUGCGUCGCUCCAUCAGUCAGCAGAAGUCUGGCGUGUCUGUCACCAUUGAUGACCCCGUCCGCACGACCAGACAGCCCUCACCGCCUCACGGCAAAGUCUCAAACAUCAUUCAUGUGACCAAUCUGGUACGACCCUUCACCCUGGGCCAACUCAAAGAGCUGCUGAACAGGACGGGCAGCGUGGUGGAAGACGGCUUCUGGAUCGACAAGAUCAAGUCUCACUGCUUUGUCACAUAUGCCACAGCAGAGGAGGCUGUCGCCACCAGAGCUGCCCUCCAUGGGGUCAAAUGGCCUCCGAGCAACCCAAAGGUCCUCAGCGUCGACUUCUGCGAGCAGGAUGAGCUGGACUUCCACAAAGGGGUCCUGAAGCCACAAAAGGAGGAAGAACAUGUUGCCCAGCCAGUUGCUCCUCAGACCCGGCUGCCCCCUCUGAUGCCCGAGCGAGACCGGGAAAGAGAAAGAGAACGCGAAGGGGGGCGCGACCGAGAUCGCGAACGGGACCGAGGCGUUGCAGGAGUGCGGGACCUGUGGGCGGAGCGGGAGAGAGAGAUGCAGCGCCGCGAACGAACCCGUGGCGAGCGGGAAUGGGACCGGGAUAAGGUCCGGGAAUUUGCAAGACCGGGAGAGGAAGAGGAGCAACGCUCGCGAUCCAGAGACAGAGAGCGCAGGAGGAGAGAGAGGGCAAAGAGCAAGGAGAGGAAGACUGAUAAAAAGGAGAAAGGAGACGAGCCUCCUGCCAAACUGUUAGACGACUUGUUCCUGAAGACCAAAGCAGCUCCCUGUAUAUACUGGCUGCCCCUCACUGAGGAGCAGGCGGCGCAGAGGGUUUUAGAUCGCACAGAGCGUCAAAAGGAGCGCGAACGAAGGCGCAAGGAGCAGCAAGAGGAGGAGGAAAAGAAGCGUGAGGAGGAGAAGAAAGAGCGGCUGAAGGGUCGGGAGAAGGACGUCAGCGUGGUGGUGAGCGCCAGAGCAGCCGUGAGAGGAACCGACGGAGACAGAGAGCGGGACCGUGGCCGAGACAGAGAGGCGGACAAGAAGAGGGACAGCGGCCAUCGGCCCAGACGACCCUCGGCAGGCGUCGUCGGUGGACGUCACUCUCGCAGCCGUAGCAACCCUAGGGACAGACGCCGCUGAGGGCUGUGUGGUUGCAGGGAAAGCUGUAGAGAGAGCUAGAGGGGGGAGGGGGGGGGGGUGUGGCUUAGCAGAGGACACUGCAGACAGGAAGUCUUGGGAGGGAGUGUUUCCACUUUUGGAGAUGCAUUUCUCUUUCCUCAAAUUCAGGACUUGUGUCUGCUCCUCGCUGCCUGCCCCUACCGUGCUUUAAUUCGUCCACUCUGACGCCAGCGUUGUCUUCCACACACUUCUGCCAUUUCUCCCUUCCCCCUCCUCCCACCUCAUCCAUGUCAGUUUACACAGAAAAUGAUGAUUACAUGUUUUGUUAAUAGUAAAAUGAUGGUUCAUCUAGCUCCAACCCCCCCUACUCUUUUGUUCUCUCUGUCUUCCAGAAGCAAAAGUCAGUCCUUUCCUUCUGUAGAGAGCAGCCUUCCUCCUCUUCUCCGUGUAGUGCUGUUAAUUCUCCUCUGUUGAAGAAAAGAAGCAGAGAAGGGUGGUGUAUUUUUUCUUUUGGCUCUCCUCAGCAUUUUGUCCCACUGAGGUUUGGGAGCCCGCCUCUUUAUUUUAGUUCUGUGGGCGCACAGUUCCUUCCUCCUCAGAGCCCUGUAAUAAAACCAGUCCAAAAUAGAUCCCUGACCUUCAAAUAUUUUCUAGGAUCAGUUUUAGUGUUCUACUCUUCAGCACUGAGAUUUUUUUUUAUAUAUAUACACACACGAUUAAAUUUACAGGCCGUCUUUGUCAAAGUGAGGAAAGUUAUUUUGUUUUGUUGAAGUUUUUAUGAAUCAUGUUAAUAUCUUUUCAGCCUUGGAGGGUUGUUGUUGUGUGCUACAGCAGGUGAUGUUUGUGUGAGUAAUAACCUUCAUCUCCCUCUCCCACGAUGAUACAACUGGUAUCGAAGUCUCAACACUGUAGCCUAGAAAAGUGUGCGAUUUAGGAGGAGACGCGACCUUAUGUGCGGUGGUGACAUGCAGGAGACAUGCACAUGCCCGAGUUCAUAUUUUUGGAAACGAGGAUAUGAAAUUGUGGUCAAGUGGAGGUUUAUUCUGUAAUAAGUACGGGAAGCUGAACUUCCCUGCACUGAAGUGUCCAUUUGGAAAUCCCUCCUCUGACCCUUCAAUCAUAUAUAUAUUUAAGAGGGGGUACAAAUAAGAAGUUCACCCUCUAAUAGAGUAAUUGUUACAUUUUUAAUAGUUUGAAACUUUUUUUUUCCUCUUUCUCCUCCUGCAAAGUGCUGAAUGUACCAAGAAUUUAAAAAAAAUGAAUAAAUUUAAAUUGGUUACCA
Molecule: messenger RNA, 4981 nt
Organism: Dicentrarchus labrax (European seabass)
Lineage: Eukaryota; Metazoa; Chordata; Actinopteri; Moronidae
Gene: acin1b
Product: apoptotic chromatin condensation inducer 1b
Exons: 17
Coding region: 34-3720 (1228 amino acids)
Molecular function (GO): RNA binding
Source: RefSeq, a predicted model, not a curated record